AUGAGUUUACAGAAAUUGCUGGUCUUUGGAGGAUCUGGUCGUAUCGGCCGUAUGGUGUGUCAAUACGCACUGGAGACUAAGAAAUAUGGUGUGAAGGAUGGUUAUGUCUCAGCCUUCGUGAGAAACGCCAUCAAGCUGCGAAAGGGAGAGACUGAACAAUACGCUGAUCAAAUCGAUGCCUAUGAAGGCAACGUUCGUGAUAUCGGUCAAGUUAGAUCCGUAAUCAAGGAAGUGAAGCCAGACAAAAUAGUCUCUGUCAUUGGUCCGAAAGAUAUCCGAGAUCCAUCAGUGAUCAACUCAAUUGCUGCUCUCCACAUAAGUCUAGCAAUGAAGGAGAAUGGAGUCAAACGUCUUAUUCUAAUGACAGCAAAUGGCUUGCUUCCACGCUCUACAGAGGAUGCUUCUAUUGGAGCUGACAUGUAUUAUGAAACUGGAGAACUGCCUGUUUGGUUGAAUCAUGCAUGCUAUGACAUGAGGCACGCAACAGAACUCAUCAUGUCCACAGAUCUGGACUGGACUCUUGUGUGUCCACCAUAUAUGCCCAAAGGUCCAUUUCUGAAGACAGAUGGGAAAUAUCGAGUAGUGAUAGACGGUCCUGUUGAGAACGGGAAGGUGCUCGCUGCUGCUGAUUGUGCAGACUUUAUCGUCAAAGCACUCGAUCGAGAUGAUCUCAUCCGUCAUCGAGUCGGAAUCGCAUACUGA
Molecule: messenger RNA, 702 nt
Organism: Synchytrium microbalum
Lineage: Eukaryota; Fungi; Chytridiomycota; Chytridiomycetes; Synchytriales; Synchytriaceae
Exons: 9
Coding region: 1-702 (233 amino acids)
Source: RefSeq, a predicted model, not a curated record